Messenger RNA from Suillus subalutaceus, 810 nucleotides. RefSeq lists its product as uncharacterized. The transcript is spliced from 8 exons. NCBI's taxonomy places the organism in Eukaryota, Fungi, Basidiomycota, Agaricomycetes, Boletales, Suillaceae. The record is from RefSeq and is a predicted model, not a curated record. Bases 1 to 810 code for a protein of 269 amino acids.
AUGCGAAAGCAGAAACACGACUCACAGUUGCUCAGGACUGCAGACAGAAAUAUGCGUAUUGAUGCUACCACGCCGCCAGAGCAGCAACCUGUCCAGGAGCAGGAGGUCUUAGAACAUUGUUCCUCAGGGACAGGCAUUGAUCCCGUCAACCUGAAAGCAGCAACAACAGCAAGGAUGAAGGAGAGACGCAUUUUUGAUGAGAUAACACUCCUUCGAAUAGAUGCCAGCAGAUUGCCAGCAGAUUUCAGGAUUGACUUGCCCUGUCCCCGACAUUCUUUUGGCAUGAGAAAGGCUAGUGACACGUCAAUCCCUCAGGCCAAGGGCAUCUGGGAAUUGGACAACUCCAUGAUGUCCGGCCCGGCUUCAAGCCCUGGAGAAGCCAAUUACAAAGGAAGUUUCGGUUCGGGGAAGGCGCGAACCCACAUUGGAAACGUCCUGGAGACUGCAGUGGACCGCGAGCCUCAUUUUGGUUCGUCAUAUUUUAUGGAGUCGAGUGUUAACGAGGUAUUCCUCAAAUUUAACUUGAAGGUGUUCAACUUGAAUGCUCUAGCAGGUACGUGUCGUGUCGUCAACCACACUACCCAAAUGCGAAAGCAUAAACAUGACUCACCGUCGUUCGGUGUGUCACCGUAUCAGACAAAACAAUCCGUCCAACCUACCAUGCCGCCUGUCGACUACGCAUGUAUAGCCAGGGCAGCAUUUUUCCAAGGCGCAGGAGAAGGGACAUUGACUAUCAGCGACAGGCAUAGACACUGUCAACUUGGAAGCAGCAAUAACAACGAGGACGAAGGAGAGACGCAUUCUUUGUGA